ACUGCCCUCGCACAGGACCCUGGGCCAUCUCCCACUGAGUCUUUCGGUUGCGCCCCGCAUGGUGACCACUGGCACUGCGAGGGGCCCGCUGCGCCCCCCACGUCCGCCGCCUCCGUCGUCUCUCCUGGACCAUCCCCGACCGAGUCGGUUGGGUGCGUCCCGCAUGAUGACCACUGCGUGACGGUCUCCAGUGCCGAGUCAGCGAUCGUUUUUACAUCGAGCUCCGCUGUUGGCGCUAUGCCCUCCUCCCACGGCGAGGACCACGCUUCAGGGACGGGUGCACCGCACCCAAGUCCGACGGCAUCCUAUGGCUGUGAGCCGCACGGCGAUCACUGGCAUUGUGAUGGUGCACGGUCAACGACCGGUGGUAUGGCGCCUGGCACAAUUCGAGUGUCCGCGACUCGCACCUCGUCCUCCCUGGCUACGUUUACUGGCGCA
Molecule: messenger RNA, 438 nt
Organism: Eremomyces bilateralis CBS 781.70
Lineage: Eukaryota; Fungi; Ascomycota; Dothideomycetes; Eremomycetales; Eremomycetaceae
Exons: 3
Source: RefSeq, a predicted model, not a curated record